CGUAGGUUUCGCGUGUUCUCGUAUCUCUGAUAAAAAGUGCGCGCAUGCAGUGACACACGCGGAAAUGAUUCCAGGGUGUUCGUCGUGAUAACGUGAAAUCCGAAACGGUAGUAAAAAUCAGAUAAACUGGAACCUUUUGAACAUAAUAAUAUGGCGAGUCCUUCGCCGCAAUCUUCGCCUAUGCCACCACCACAAGCACCCAGUCCCAUGGGACCUCCACAACAGGCGCCAUCUCCAUCUAAUGCCCAAGGUAGUCCAAUGGGACCGCCGCAGCAUCAUCCUCAUAGUCCAACGCAGGGUUAUCAAGGUGGUCCACCAAUACCACCAGGUGGACCACCCAUGUCGCAACCACCACAACAACCACCACCCCAACAACAGAGUUAUCCGCCUCAUCCACAGCAGAUGCCACCUAAUAUGGGUCCACAGAAUCAAGGCGGCCCCGUUGUACCUACCUCUCAAGGUCCUGGAGGAUCAAUGGUACCUGGACAAAUGGGACCAAAUGGACCACAAAGUGGAUCUCAUAUGAUGCAAAGUGGUCCCAACCAGAUGGGUUCUAAUGGACCCGGACAGAUGGGUCCUGGUGGGCAAAUGGGACCCGGAGGCCCAGGACAAAUGGGUCCAGGAGGCCCAGGACAAAUGGGUCCAGGAGGCCCAGGACAAAUGGGUCCAGGAGGACCUGGACAAAUGGCUCCGUCACAUAUGGUACAAGGUGGUGGUCCUUCUGGUGGACCUCAUAUGAGUCAGGCUGGGCCAGGACAAAUGGGUCCAACUAGUGGACCUGUUCCAGGAUCUCAAAUGGGUUCUGGAGGUCCUCAAAAUUCUCAAAUGGUUCCCGGUGGACCUGGGCCUGGCCAUAUGGGUGGACCUCCAAGUCACAUGAACACAAGCGGUCCACCAGGACCAGGCCAUAUAACUUCUGGUGGUCCUCCCGGACAUAUGACUGGAGCAGGACCUCCAGUAUCAGGACACAUGAACGCUAGUGGGCCACCAGGAUCAGGACAUAUGAACGCUAGUGGUCCUCCUGGACCAGGUCACAUGAAUACAAGUGGACCUCCUGGAUCAGGAGGGCAUAUGAACAGCGGGCCACCGAUUCCAAGUCACAUGAAUGCGAGUGGUCCACCAGUAUCUACACACAUGAAUGCGAGCGGUCCAGGAAGUCAUAUGGGUCCUGGUGCUCCUGGUCAAAUGCCCACAAGUGGUCCUGUAGUGCACAGUAUGGGUCCAGGAGGUCCGAAUCAAAUGGGCCCGAAUGGUCCGAAUCAAAUGAUGGCAAACAGUCAAACACAAAUGGGGCCUAGUGGACCGAUGGGUCCCGUUGGACCAACAGGACAAAUUGGACCAAAUGGACCUGGACAAAUGGGUCAUAAUGGGCCGUCACAGAUGGGUCCGAAUGGACCUCAAAUGGGCAUGGGCGGUCCACCUGGACAAAUGAGUAUGAAUGCACCGGGCGGACAAAUGGGCCCUGGCGGACCUGGUAAUCAAAUGGGACCUACAGGGGCAGGUAAUCAAAUGGGACCAAGCGCACCAGGCAGUCAAAUGGUACCAACCGGUCCAGGUGGACAAAUGGGACCAGGAAGCGGUCCCGUAGGUCAAUUAGGACCUAAUAGUCUUGGACAAAUGGGUCCUGGAAGUGGUCCAGGUAGCGUACCAAUGACAACAAGUAGUGGACCUGUUUCUAUAGGACCCAAUGGACCUACCGGAAUAGUAAUGAGUGGCCCUGGUGGACAAAUGAGUUCUAGCAGCGGUCCUGGAGGACAAAUAGGCGCAGCAGGUCCUGGAGGUAGCUCUGGAGGACAAAUGGGUCCAGGAAACGGUCCUGGAGUACAAAUGAAUGUUGGCAGUGGACCUGGCGGUCAAAUGGUGCCCGGAGGCGUACCUGGACAAAUGGGAUCAGGCAGUGGACAAAUGGGACAUGGUGGUACUGGACCUGUAGGUCAAAUGGGACCAGGAACUGGACCUGGUGGACAAAUGGGGCCAGGCAGUGGUCCUGGUCAAAUGGGACCAGGCGGACAAAUUCCAUCAAGUGGUCCAGGACAGUUGAUGCAAGGAGGUCCGGGUGCUCAAAUGGGCCCAAAUGCUUCGAGUAAUCAAAUGGGUCCGAAUAGUCAAAUGGGACCGUGUGGUCCAAAUAAUCAAAUUAGUCAUACAAAUGCAACUGGGCAAAUGGGACCUAAUGGACCAAAUAUUCAGCCUCCUACUACUCAAAUAGGUCCUGGUAGUCAAAAUCAGGGUCAAGUUCCCGGUAGCACAGCACCGUUAGGAUCGGGUGCUCCAGUAAAUCAAAUGAGUCAAACUGGAAGUGGACAAAUUGGUCCUACUGGACCUACAGGACCACCUGGAUCAGGACAAGAAAAUCUGAACGCUCUUCAAAAAGCGAUCGAUUCUAUGGAAGAAAAGGGCUUACAAGAAGAUCCACGAUAUUCUCAAUUGUUAGCCUUAAGAGCUCGUCAAGGCAGUGGUAUGGGUGACAAGCAAGCCUUCAAUUCACAACAAUUGCAACAAUUACGAGCUCAGAUAAUGGCAUACAGAUUGUUGGCAAGAAACCAGGCUGUACCUCAACAGGUUGCACUAGCUGCUCAAGGUGGCGCGCCUCCUCCUCCAGGGAUGAGUCAACGCCCCAUAGAUCCGUCUCAAGGCCCUGUUACAACAUCUGGGCCACAAAUACCAGGUCCGAAUGUUAUUGGUCCCACAGGUGUUCCUAGACCAGGCUGUCAAACGCCGCAACAACAGCAACAGCAACCUCAGUCCGGCGCUAAGGCUAACAGAGUGACAAGUAUAGCAAAACCUGUAGGAUUAGAUCCGUUAUUAAUAUUGCAAGAACGAGAAAACAGAGUUGCAGCCCGAAUAUCGCUUAGAAUGGAGCAACUUGGCAAUCUACCGACAAAUAUGCCAGAAGAUCUUCGUAUACAAGCUCAAAUUGAAUUACGUAUGCUGAGAGUACUAAACUUCCAGAGACAAUUAAGAUCAGAGAUUAUAGCAUGUACUCGAAAAGAUACCACUUUAGAAACUGCGGUAAACGUGAAGGCUUAUAAACGUACAAAACGGCAAGGUUUGCGUGAAGCUAGAGCUACUGAAAAAUUAGAAAAACAACAGAAAUUAGAAGCAGAACGUAAACGAAGACAGAAACAUCAAGAAUUUCUUAGUUCUGUAUUACAACAUGGCAAAGACUUUAAAGAAUUUCAUCGCAAUAAUGUCGCAAAAUUGGCUAGGCUUAACAAAGCAGUGCUUAAUUAUCACGCGAAUGCUGAACGGGAACAGAAGAAAGAACAAGAACGCAUUGAGAAAGAGCGUAUGCGUCGUCUUAUGGCGGAAGAUGAAGAAGGAUACAGAAAAUUAAUUGAUCAAAAGAAGGAUAAACGUUUAGCAUUCUUGUUAUCCCAAACCGAUGAGUAUAUCAGUAAUCUUACGGAAAUGGUUAAGCAACAUAAAAUUGAGCAAAAGAGAAAGCAAGUCGAAGAACAAAAGCGUAAGAAGAAAAAGAAGAAAUUACAAGAUAGUGAGAAUGCUGAAGAUGGUGGAGCCAAUGACGAUACUCGUAUUGGUGUAAUAGAAACAGCCACUGGUCGCACAUUAACUGGCGAUGAAGCACCAUUAAUGAGUCAAUUAUCAGCAUUUUUAGAGGCUCAUCCCGGGUGGGAGCCAAUUGACUCAGAUAGUGAGGACGAUGAGGAGGAUGACGAAGAGGAGAAUGGAGAAAGCAAAGAUAAAUCAAUGGGUGAUUCUGAAGAAGAAAAGGUAAAGAAAACGAUACAUAAAGCGAAAGUGGAAGAUGACGAAUAUAAAACAGAAGAACAAACAUACUAUAGUAUUGCUCAUACGGUUCAUGAGGUUGUUACUGAACAAGCAAGUAUUAUGGUGAAUGGAAAGUUGAAAGAAUAUCAAAUUAAGGGUCUGGAGUGGUUAGUGUCAUUGUUUAAUAAUAAUCUGAAUGGUAUUUUGGCAGACGAAAUGGGUCUCGGUAAAACAAUUCAGACUAUUGCUUUAGUAACAUAUCUUAUGGAAAAGAAGAAAGUCAACGGUCCAUUUCUCAUCAUUGUUCCUUUAUCGACAUUAUCAAAUUGGGUUCUUGAAUUUGAAAAGUGGGCACCAAGUGUUGUCGUAGUGUCGUACAAAGGUUCUCCAGCUGGCAGAAGAGCAAUACAAUCUCAGAUGCGAGCUACAAAAUUUAACGUCCUUUUAACAACUUAUGAAUAUGUUAUAAAAGAUAAAGGUGUAUUAGCCAAAUUGCAGUGGAAAUAUAUGAUUAUUGAUGAAGGACACAGGAUGAAAAAUCAUCAUUGCAAACUUACCCAAGUGUUGAAUACACAUUAUUUGGCUCCUCAUCGACUAUUGUUAACUGGUACACCAUUGCAAAAUAAAUUGCCAGAACUGUGGGCUCUUUUGAAUUUCUUGUUACCUUCAAUCUUCAAAUCCUGCAGUACAUUUGAACAGUGGUUCAAUGCUCCUUUCGCAACCACUGGCGAGAAAGUGGAGCUGAACGAAGAAGAAACUAUUUUGAUUAUUCGUCGUUUGCACAAAGUAUUGCGGCCUUUCUUGUUGAGACGUUUGAAGAAAGAAGUAGAAUCGCAAUUACCCGACAAAGUGGAAUAUAUUAUCAAAUGCGAUAUGUCUGGCCUACAGAAAGUUCUUUAUAAACAUAUGCAAAGUAAAGGAGUGCUACUAACAGACGGAUCGGAAAAAGGAAAGCAAGGAAAAGGUGGUGCCAAAGCUCUUAUGAAUACAAUCGUACAGCUGAGAAAACUAUGCAAUCAUCCAUUUAUGUUCCAAGCUAUAGAAGAGAAAUACUGCGAACAUGUAGGCACUGUAGGUUCUGGUGUUAUUACUGGGCCCGAUCUAUAUCGUGCAUCUGGAAAAUUUGAACUUCUUGAUCGUAUUCUUCCUAAAUUAAAAGCUACGAAUCACAGAGUAUUACUAUUUUGUCAAAUGACACAAUUAAUGACAAUUAUGGAAGAUUAUUUAGGUUGGCGAGGAUUUAUGUAUUUACGACUGGAUGGUACAACGAAAGCGGAAGAUAGAGGAGACCUGUUAAAGAAAUUUAAUGAUCCCGGUUCGGAAUAUUUCCUUUUCUUGCUAUCCACACGUGCCGGUGGUCUUGGUUUAAAUCUUCAAGCUGCUGAUACAGUUAUCAUCUUUGAUUCUGAUUGGAAUCCUCACCAGGAUUUACAAGCUCAAGACAGAGCACACAGAAUCGGACAGAAGAACGAAGUGCGUGUACUCCGAUUAAUGACCGUUAAUUCCGUUGAAGAACGGAUAUUAGCAGCAGCUAGAUAUAAAUUAAAUAUGGACGAGAAAGUCAUUCAAGCUGGUAUGUUCGAUCAGAAGUCUACUGGUUCUGAGCGACAGCAAUUUCUUCAGAGUAUUUUACAUCAAGACGAUGCUGAAGAUGAGGAAGAGAACGAAGUACCCGACGAUGAGACUGUAAAUCAAAUGAUUGCUAGGACUGAAGGUGAAUUUGAGAAAUUCCAGAAAUUAGAUUUGGAACGGCGACGUGAGGAGGCCAAAUUAGGUCCAAAUCGCAAAUCACGACUGCUAGAAGAAGCUGAGUUGCCUGAUUGGCUGGUAAAGGAUGACGAUGAAGUGGAAAGAUGGACCUAUGAAGAGGACGAAGACAGAUUCCUUGGAAGAGGUUCAAGGCAACGUAAAGAAGUUGAUUAUACAGAUAGUUUAACCGAAAAAGAAUGGUUGAAGGCAAUUGAUGAUGAUGGCGCAGAGUAUGAAGAGGAAGAAGAAGAUGAUAAAAAGAAAAAGAAAACACGGAAACGUAAGAAGAAAGGCGAGGAAGAUGAUGAGCCUAUACCGAAAAAACGAAGAGGUGCCGGAUCUUUGGUCGAUCCGAAAAUGAAACGGGCUAUGAAAAAAUUAAUCACAGUAGUUGUUAAUUAUACCGACAGUACCGAUGGCCGAUUAUUGAGUGAACCUUUUAUGAAAUUACCUUCACGAAGAGAAUUACCCGACUAUUAUGAGAUUAUUAAAAAACCUUUAACUAUUAAUAAAUUAUUGCAGAAAAUUGAAGAGGGCAAAUAUGCUGAUUUAGAUGAGCUGGAAAAAGAUUUCAUGCAACUUUGUAAGAACGCUCAAAUUUAUAAUGAAGAAGCGUCACUAAUUCACGAAGACUCAAUAGUGUUACAAUCUGUUUUUACAAAUGCACGUCAGCGUCUUGAAGAGGAAGGUAAUAAUUCUGACGGAGAUGACAAAGAUGGCGAAGACGGCUCGGAUGCGGAUUCCAGUGUAAGAAUGAAAAUUAAACUAAAAGGAAGAAAAGGUGAAGGAAGAGGCGGUCGUAGAAAAAGAGUUACUAAAAAAUAUAUAUCUGACGAUGAUGAUGAUGCUGAUGAUAAUUAAGAAGUAUUAUGUUGCUUCUUGAAAAAACUAUGGGAAAUAUAAUUUAAGUAUUUAAUCUAAUUAUUUGAAUUAUGUUACAUCUUAAAUAGCAAAAUCUUA
Molecule: messenger RNA, 6441 nt
Organism: Cyphomyrmex costatus
Lineage: Eukaryota; Metazoa; Arthropoda; Insecta; Hymenoptera; Formicidae
Gene: brm
Product: ATP-dependent helicase brm
Exons: 19
Coding region: 151-6342 (2063 amino acids)
Biological process (GO): regulation of DNA-templated transcription
Cellular component (GO): nucleus
Molecular function (GO): histone binding; ATP binding
Source: RefSeq, a predicted model, not a curated record